CCCCAGUUCUCUAGACUCUCAUAUCCAUCUGCAAACAGCUCGAGGCAACGAUCAGUAGCGAGCAGCAUAGCCAUCACGCGCUCCACGAGCACACUAAACAGCCAGGAACUCUUUGCAAGCGCUAGUGGAUUCUCCAUUCAGCCGGCUCCGAAUUCUCCGGACAGUCUCGCCUUUUGUAGUGGGCUGCAAGAGAGGUUAAGGCGUACAAGUAUGUGGCUUGGUGACAAGGACGGCAUUAAUAGCCUUGUGCUAGCGGGGCACCCUUCGUGGCGUCACACCUUGGAUUUGUUCCAGCCGCUGGACCGCUGAGCCGAUGGGACGAUGCCAGUGGCGGAUACAAUUCGGAGGGCAUUGGAUUUGAACGCUCGAGAAAACAGUGGUCAGUGCAUCGAUCUGGCGAGCAUGAAUGAUCCACAAAGGUGUGUGAAGAUAAUGUUUUCGAUUUUGGGCACUGCAGCACGCAAACGGCAUCAUUGUUUUGGCAACGCUAGAACGUCAGCAUGAUCCUCGAAGAACAAUGACUUCCACGAAACGACGAGGCCAUUGCCACGAGAAAAGCUUGUCUGGCAAGAUCGUCAAAUGAGAAGCCUACAUGAUCUUCGAGAAUCUGGGCGAUGGGAACGUUGGCCAGUGGGUCGUGCGCAUCAAGUCAUGCACAAGCCUCUCUCGAGCGGCGCAGCUCCACGCACAGUCGCACAAGAGCCUCGAAUUCGACAAUUACCUCUCCAAGCAGAUGUAUGGCAAAUGCGGCAGCCUCCAAAACGCUCGCAGCGUCUUUGACACCAUCCAGAUCUUCUCGUGGAACUUGCUGCUAUCGGUGCAUGCCCAGAACGGGGAAUUGGAGGAGGCCAGGCGGUCCCGUGCAAAGCCUCGGUGUCAUGGAACAUGACGGCGUGAGAAGCUGGAAGAAGCGAGGGCUGUUUUUGAUGGCAUGGAUUUGGAGGAAAGGGAUCCAGUGUCGUGGAAUGUGAUGUAUGCCCAUAGUGGGCAUUGAGGAGGUAUUUGAUGGAAUGCCACUUGGGCUCCUGGAAUGCGCUGUUUUGAGGAAGCGAAGGAUGUGUUUGAUGGUAUGCCCGCGAGGGACUUAAACUUCCUGGAGCACCAUGCUGGCGACUGUUGCCACCCUUGGGCAUCUUCAAGAAGUCAAGGAGUUUUUUUGGUUUGAUUCCCGAGUGGAAUACCGUCGCACGUUUUGACGAGAUUCCAUGCAGCAGCAUAUGCCCAAUGCGGGCAUCUUGGCCUUGUAGCUCGUUGACUCCAUGCCACGAGCGAAACUCCGUGUCAUGCACGACGAUCCUCGGCGGCUGACCCUACCAGCGGAGCAAGCAUCUACAAUGACUAUGUCGUGUGCUGGAAUGACAUGUCUAUGCUUGAAACGUAACCUGUUUUCUAUCUAGCAGUUCGCUAGAUUAGGUCUGCUAUCCGCUGCAUGGCACCAGUGACAUAGAGUGAGCUCCCUGGUUAGUAGAAACUUGGAAAAUGGCAAGAAAACGACUGGGUGGCAUAACCAUUAUUGCUUCUAGAGAAUAUCCGUGCGUCACACCCUAGAUGCCACUUGGGACAGCAACCAAGUCGUCCACUGGAACCAUCUCUAAGAUAUCCCCGAGGCGAAAUUCUAAGAAGCUCAUGCUUUUGGCAAGUCCAAUCCCUAAUCUCAAGCUUGAUCUUGUUCUACAAAGUCGCAAUGGUGGGAAGUUGUCUUGGAAGGAAAUACCAUUGGACUUUUUGAUGGAUUUGUGUCCACAAAAGCUCGCAUUGCUCCAGGCCUCAGGACCAUGCCAAGCAAAGCUUUCGAAAGUGCAGCACAAGGAGCAUGCUCUUCAAAGAGAUCGGCCAAUUGUAAGAGACAAUGGCCUGGAUGGAGCCACAGGACCUUGAUGAGUAUCUCCAAAACAUCCUCGCCAAUCUUCCAGGACAUCCGGUCCUCGUCCUCAUCAUCCAUUUCCUCGUCGUCCAUUUCCCCGUCGUCUUGGAUCGAGCUUUCCUUGGCAGCACUGGCAAACUGUCCAGGAGGGUUAUAUUCCUCUUUACUAUAAAGGCUCCGACGAUCUUGAGAGCAACCUUGCCUUCUUCUUCUUUGCGAGUUGGAAGGACUUCACUACUAUAUGGACAGUAUUUGUGUGUGAUCUUUUCUCCAGACGAGUGUUCAAAGGCACUACCCAAUUUUGAAUCUUACCAAAAAUAUUCCUUUGGAAUGGCCAUAGUGAGUGCAAGACGAUACAAGCUUGUUGUGCCUAUAUUCGAUAUCGGAGCUUGGAACUCUGUGUUGAUGUAGUGCGAAUGGAUGGGAGGAAAUCGAUGGCUCGGCGGAGUACUGUGUGGUCAAGGUGAAUGGUAUGGGUUGAAGGCUCUUCGAUCAGACGAGGAGCGAUUAGCAUCACAGUUGCUAAAGGUUAGCGUGCAAUUGGAGAUAUCAAGCUUGUCUCGCCACCAUUCGAAGUAUUCAAGCUUGAGAAGUGGCAGAAUGGUUUCUUAGGUGCCCGGUAUAAUACUGGGCCUGUGAAGUGGUGGGGAGCAAUGCCAAGGAGAUUGCAUGCUUGACUGGAACUGAUGAUCAAGAAGAUUGGGGACUGGACUUUGGAAUGAUGAAAGUUGACAACAAGUUUGUGAGCAUCACGUCCUCCUCCCUACAUUCCCCAUGCACUCUGUGCGGCACCCGCCACGAGAUUUAACUUGGUUUUCUCAUUUUCCAGGCCACUGCCAAGAAAAGCUAGAUCGUCAAAUGAGAAGCAUACAUGAUCUACGAGAAACUGGGCGAUGGCAACGUUGGCCAGUGGGUCGAGCGCAUCAAGUCAUGCACAAGCCUUUCUCGAGCGACGCAGCUCCACGCACAGCUCCUCCACUCGCACAAGAGUCUCGAAUUCGACACUUACCUCUCCAACUUGCUCGUCCAGAUGUAUGGCAAAUGCGGCAGCCUCCAAAACGCUCGCGACGUCUUUGACGGCAUCCGCCACAAAGAUGUCUUCUCGUGGAACUUGCUGCUCUCGGCGCAUGCCCAGAACGGGGAAUUGGAGGACGCCAGGCGGUUGUUUGAGGCCAUCCCGUGCAAAGACUCGGUGUCAUGGAACACGAUUUUGACUGCGCUCGUCCAGGGCGAGAGGGUGGACGAAGCGAGGGCUAUCUUUGAUGACAUGGAUUUGGAGGACAGGGAUCCGGUGUCGUGGAAUGUGAUGCUUACUGGAUAUGCCCAAGCUGGGCAUUUGGAGAAAGCACAGGAGGUUUUUGAUGGGAUGCCGGUUUGGAACUUGAGCUCCUGGAAUGCGCUGUUGUCGGGAUACUCGCAAGCGGAUUGUUUUGAGGAAGCCAAGGAUGUGUUUGAUCGCAUGCCCGCGAAAGAUUUAACUUCGUGGAGUGCCAUGCUUGCUACAGUUGCUACCUUGGGGCAUAUGUCUGAAGCUAAGGAGUUUUUUGGGUUAAUCCCCGAGUGGAAUACCAUUUCAUGCACGGCUAUGCUGUCGUGCUUUGCGAAACACGGGCAUUUAGAACAAGCUAAAAGUGUUUUUGACAAGAUGCCUGUGAGGGAUUUUAUUUCGUGGAACGCCAUGCUAUCUGCAUAUACCCAAUGCGAGCAUCUUGAUUCUGCCUUGGAGCUCUUUAACGCCAUGCCCGAGCGAAACUCCGUGUCGUGCACGACAAUCCUCGGCGGCUGCGCUCACAGCAAUCGAGCUAGUGAAGCGGAGCGCAUCUUUGCGAGUAUCCCGGGUCGCUACAACGACGAUGUCGUGUGCUGGAAUGCCAUGCUGAGCGUCUAUGCUCGCGACGGAAACUCCUUGGAGAAUUCUAGGAUUUUCUUCGAGGCCAUGCCGCGCCGGAACCUCGUCUCGUUUGUCACCAUGAUGUGCGCCUACGCUCAGAGUGGGAGAUGCCAGGACGCCGGAGCUCUGCUGGAUAGGAUGCCACACCACGACGUGGUUUCAUCUACGUCGGCGAUCCACGCAUAUGCGCAACGAGGGCUUUUGCGUGAGGCGAUGGAUGUGUUCUCGGCGAUGCGCGAGUGGAGCGUGGUGGCAUGCAACGCGAUGGUAAAUGGGUUUUCCCAGCUUGGGCGUGUGGAAGAGGCCAAGGCAAUUGUGGAUUCCAUGCCUGCCCACGACGUGAGCUCCUGGAACGCUAUCCUCGUCGCGUAUGCCCGCGAAGGGCAUAUGGAACAGCUCGAGCGGUUCUUUACCGCGAUGCCGGACAAGAACGCUGCGUCGUGGAGCUUGCUCAUCGCCGCCAUCGCCGGUGAUGGCAGGCCCAGCGCCGCGAGAAAGAUCUUCGAGACCAUCAGUCGCGACGAGGAUUUGCCGCUGUGGAACACGAUGCUGGGAGUUCUCGCACAGAGCUCGCAAGACAUCGGCACCGCCGAGGAGAUGUUUAGAGAGAUGACGAUGGCAGGCGCGAGCAGCCCAGAUGAGAUCAGCUUUACGUGGAUUCUACUCGAGUGUAGCCAUUCGGGGGACUUGGAGGCGGGAUAUGGAUGGUUUUGCUCCAUGAGAAUGGACUAUGGCGUGAGAACGAGCAAGCAGCACUAUGGGUGUGUGAUCGACUUGCUGGGGCGAGCUGGGCGACUGGACGAAGCUCAGGAUCUUCUCGCAAACAUGCCGUUCAAGCCGCAAGCUCCUGAGUGGACUUGCUUUCUCGGAGCUUGCAGGAAGAGUUAUAGCCCUGACACCACGAUGAACUUGGCGGCAAGUAGAGUGUUUGUCCUUGAGCCGAAAAAUGCUGCUCCUUACCUGUUGCUCACUAGAAGAAACACUAGCAACUAAAAUAGAUAAUAUUUCUCUCUCUAC
Molecule: messenger RNA, 4772 nt
Organism: Selaginella moellendorffii
Lineage: Eukaryota; Viridiplantae; Streptophyta; Lycopodiopsida; Selaginellales; Selaginellaceae
Product: queuosine salvage protein
Exons: 3
Coding region: 2736-4748 (670 amino acids)
Molecular function (GO): protein binding
Source: RefSeq, a predicted model, not a curated record